AUGGUCUGGGAGAGGCAGCUCCCAAUCAGGAGAAGAGCCCAGGUCAGAAGUUCCUCCAGGACACAGUCUCUGGUGUGGGAGGCUGAGGAGGAGCUGGUGGAGGAGGAGGCUGGAGAGGAGGCCAUGGGAACAUGGAGCUGGAGGGCAGUGUUGUGCCCUAGAAGGAGCACAGGACCAACUCCCCAGGAGCUGUUCUUCACCCUGUUGAGGGCUGAGAACCCUGGAUAUCCUCUCCAAGAGGUGACAGGGAGAGAGGGUAGGUUUUUCCUGCCAUCCGUGAAGGCUAAAGAUGCUGGGAGCUACAGCUGUUUUUAUUCUGAGAAGAGAUCCCCAGAGAGGAGGUCAGAGACCAGUGAAAGCCUGGAUUUGGUGGUAACAGGUAAGAAGCUGAUCAGGCCCUCCCUGACAGUCGAGCCCAGCUCCAGCGUUUCUCUGGGAGAAAAGGUGACGUUCUGGUGCCAGGCAGCAUCCUGUGGCAUCAGAUUCACUCUGCACAAGGAGGGAGAGGACAUGCCUGUGGACACCAUCAAUUCCACCCAGGACAAGGCUAGAUUCCUCAUCCCUCGUGUGACCAGCAAGCACAGUGGGAGCUAUAGCUGUCUCCAUCACCCUGGAGAGGACAUCCCCACCCCAGCCCGGCGCAGUGAGCCCUUGGAGCUUUCAGUGUAUGGGGAAAGUGAUGAGCCUUUUCCAGAAAAAGGCUCUACCCGGCCAUCUUAUACUGUGAACAAUUUCAUUUGUAUCAGCUUGGCUGCAUUGGUUCUUGCUGUGAUCAGUAUGGUUCUGAGCUAGGACUGUCACCGCACAAGGAGUUGAGAAGAAGCCAGAGUAUCUCUGCCUAGAACAGCAAAGCUGGACAGACAGAAAGCACAUUUUGAGAUCAAAGGGUUGUAUGGAGUUCAAGUUAUCCAUCAUAUUUUUUGGCCCAAGAAACCAGCCUGCUCUGGGAAGCAUAAGGGGGCUUGGACCGAAAUAAGCUGAUGUCUGGAGCCUACCACAGGGAGUCUUCUGUUCCAUUCCAAAGUCCCAAUAAAAUUUCCUUCCU
Messenger RNA from Gracilinanus agilis (Agile Gracile Mouse Opossum), 1045 nucleotides. RefSeq names its product immunoglobulin superfamily member 1-like. The transcript has 5 exons. The coding region runs from base 1 to 792 and encodes 263 amino acids. Gene Ontology annotation, cellular component: plasma membrane. NCBI's taxonomy places the organism in Eukaryota, Metazoa, Chordata, Mammalia, Didelphimorphia, Didelphidae. The record is from RefSeq and is a predicted model, not a curated record.